UCUGUAAAUAGCAGCCAUGAGGCUCCCGGGCGCAGUGUUCUCGCGGGUCCCCGACAGUCAGGACGCCACCUUCGCCUGACGUGCGCUGCAGGAGCCAGCGUCCCGCAAGCGCUCGUGAUGAAGAGGGAUCUGGCUCUGAUCGGCCUGGCCUUCCUGUGGCUGCUUCCUGCGGGACAUGCCCAGCAGACGGCGGAAGAGGCCUGCUCCCUGCACAUUCUCGUCCCAGGCCUCAAAGGGGACGCUGGAGAGAAGGGAGACAAAGGUGCGCCGGGACGGCCUGGGAGAGUCGGCCCUGCAGGAGAGAAAGGAGACAUGGGUGACAAAGGACAGAAGGGCAGUGUGGGUCGCCAUGGAAAAAUUGGUCCCAUUGGUUCUAAAGGUGAGAAAGGAGAUUCUGGUGACAUAGGACCCCCUGGCCCUAAUGGAGAACCAGGCAUCCCGUGUGAGUGCAGCCAGCUGAGGAAGGCCAUCGGCGAGAUGGACAACCAGGUCACCCAGCUGACGACGGAGCUAAAAUUCAUAAAGAAUGCUGUCGCCGGCGUGCGCGAGACGGACAGUAAGAUCUACCUGCUGGUGAAGGAGGAGAAGAGGUACGUGGACGCGCAGCUGUCCUGCCAGGGCCGCGGGGGCACGCUGGGCAUGCCCAAGGACGAGGCCGCCAACGGCCUGAUGGCCGCCUACAUCGCGCAGGCCGGCCUGGCCCGCGUCUUCAUCGGCAUCAACGACCUGGAGAGGGAGGGCACGUUCGUGUACUCGGACCGCUCCCCCAUGCAGACCUUCAACAAGUGGCGCAGCGGCGAGCCCAACAACGCCUAUGACGAGGAGGACUGCGUGGAGAUGGUGGCCUCGGGCGGCUGGAACGACGUGGCCUGCCACGUCACCAUGCACUUCCUGUGCGAGUUCGACAAGGAGCACGUGUGAGCGGGC
Odobenus rosmarus divergens (Pacific walrus) is the source of this 927-nucleotide messenger RNA. RefSeq names its product collectin sub-family member 11 (gene COLEC11). Lineage: Eukaryota; Metazoa; Chordata; Mammalia; Carnivora; Odobenidae. The transcript has 7 exons. The coding region runs from base 118 to 921 and encodes 267 amino acids. The record is from RefSeq and is a predicted model, not a curated record.